AUGCAGCCGCCGCCGCAGCCGUACGAGUUCUUCGGCGAGGAGAACGGCCCGAAAUGGCGGGGGCUCUUCGUGCCCGCCCUGCGCAAGGUUCAACAACAGGUUCACCCAAACCUUUCAGCAAAAGAAGAUUCCCUCUAUUACAUUGAAGAGUUGAUACUUCAGCUGCUAAACAAACUAUGCAUUGCUCAGCCACGGACUGUCCAAGAUGUAGAGGAGCGCGUUCAAAAGACAUUUCCUCAUCCCAUAGACAAGUGGGCGAUUGCUGAUGCACAGUCUGCUAUAGAGAAAAGAAAAAGAAGAAACCCUCUCCUGCUUCCUGUGGACAAAAUCCAUCCUUUAUUAAAGGAGGUCCUGGGUUACAAGGUAGAUUACCAUGUCUCUCUGUAUAUUGUGGCUGUCUUGGAAUACAUCUCAGCUGAUAUUUUAAAGCUGGCUGGAAACUAUGUCUUCAAUAUACGACACUUUGAGAUCUCUCAGCAGGACAUUAAAGUGUCCAUGUGUGCUGAUAAGGUUUUGAUGGAUAUGUUUGAUCAGGAUGACAUUGGUUUGGUUUCUCUCUGUGAAGAUGAGCCCUCUUCUUCUGGGGAACUCAACUACUAUGACCUAGUGAGAAAUGAAAUUGCAGAAGAAAGGCAAUACCUGCGGGAGCUGAAUCUGAUCAUCAAAGUAUUUCGGGAAGCGUUCCUAUCAAACAGAAAAUUGUUCACACCUAAUGAUAUCGAUGUGAUAUUUAGCAACAUUUCAGAUAUCCAUGAGCUGACAGUGAAGCUUUUAGGAUUGAUUGAGGAUACUGUUGAGAUGACUGAUGAAAGUAGUCCUCAUCCUCUUGCUGGCAGCUGCUUUGAGGAUCUUGCAGAGGAGCAAGCCUUUGAUCCAUAUGAAACCUUGUCCCAGGAUAUUCUCUCUCCACAAUUUCAUGAGCAUUUUAAUAACUUAAUGGCAAAACCUGCUGUUGCUCUCCACUUCCAGUCCACUGCUGAAGGGUUUAAAGAAGCUGUACGAUAUGUUCUGCCACGACUCAUGCUUAUCCCUGUCUAUCACUGUUUGCACUACUUUGAGUUACUACAGCAAUUGCAGGAGUGCAGUGAAGAUGAGGAGGAUCGGGAGUGUUUAAAACAAGCCAUUACAGCUCUCCUGAACCUGCAGUGCAGCAUGGAGCGCAUUUACAGCAAGCAUUCCCCACGACGGCGGCCUGGGGAGCCUGUCUGUCGCUUCUAUAACCGACAAAUAAGAAGCAAGCACCUGGCCAUCAAGAAAAUGAAUGAAAUCCAGAAAAAUAUUGAUGGGUGGGAAGGCAAAGACAUUGGGCAGUGCUGCAACGAGUUCAUCAUGGAAGGUGGCUUGACGAAAAUAGGAGCCAAACAUGAACGCCACAUCUUUCUCUUUGAUGGUUUAAUGAUCAGCUGCAAAACCAACCACGGACAGUCGCGGCUGCCUGGCUACAGCAACGCUGAGUACAGGCUGAAGGAAAAAUUCAUCAUGAGGAAAAUACAGAUUAUUGAUAAAGAUGACACAGCAGAGUAUAAACAUGCUUUUGAGCUGGUGUCUAAAGAUGAAAACAGCAUCCUGUUUGCUGCCAAGUCUGCUGAAGAGAAGAGCAAUUGGAUGGCAGCUCUGAUUUCCCUCCAGUAUCGCAGUACUCUGGAUAGGAUGCUGGAUUCAGUCUUAUUGCAAGAAGAAAAUGAACAGCCCCUGAGGUUGCCCAGCCCAAAUGUCUAUCGUUUUGUAGUGGAGGACUCUGAAGAUAACAUUGUUUUUGAGGACAACCUGCAGAGCAGGAAUGGCAUUCCUAUCAUCAAAGGAGGAACAGUUGUGAAAUUAAUCGAGAGGUUGACAUACCACAUGUAUGCAGAUCCUAAUUUUGUACGUACUUUCCUUACCACCUACCGCUCCUUCUGCAAGCCCCAGGAACUUCUGAGUUUACUGAUUGAAAGGUUUGAAAUCCCUGAGCCUGAGCCUACUGAAGCAGACAAGCUGGCCAUUGAGAAAGGGGAGCAGCCCAUCAGCGCAGACCUGAAGCGAUUUCGCAAGGAAUACGUCCAGCCAGUCCAGCUCAGGAUAUUAAAUGUUUUUCGUCACUGGGUAGAGCACCAUUUUUAUGACUUUGAAAGAGAUCUGGAGUUACUGGAGCGACUGGAGACGUUUAUUUCCAGCGUAAGAGGGAAAUCCAUGAAGAAGUGGGUGGAAUCAAUUGCUAAAAUCAUCAAGAGGAAAAAAGCUCAAGCCAAUGGAAUUAGUCACAACAUCACCUUUGAGAGCCCACCUCCCCCCAUCGAGUGGCACAUUUGGCGUGUUGGGCACAGCGAGACCUUGGACCUCAUGACUCUGCACCCCAUAGAAAUUGCACGGCAGCUGACACUGCUGGAGUCUGACCUCUAUAGGGCAGUGCAGCCUUCUGAACUCGUCGGGAGUGUGUGGACUAAAGAAGAUAAGGAAAUUAACUCUCCAAAUCUCCUGAAAAUGAUUCGUCAUACCACAAAUCUCACUCUUUGGUUUGAAAAGUGCAUCGUGGAAACUGAGAACUUUGAAGAGAGAGUGGCUGUGCUGAGCAGGAUUAUAGAAGUCCUGCAGGUUUUCCAAGAUCUGAAUAAUUUCAAUGGUGUCUUGGAGAUUGUCAGUGCAAUGAACUCUGUGUCAGUGUACAGACUAGAUCACACGUUUGAGGCACUACAGGAAAGAAAAAAGAGAGUUUUGGAUGAAGCAGUAGAAUUAAGCCAAGACCAUUUUAAAAAAUACCUAGCUAAGCUCAAGUCAAUCAACCCACCCUGUGUGCCUUUCUUUGGAAUAUACCUAACAAAUAUUUUGAAGACAGAAGAAGGGAAUCCUGACUUUCUUAAAAGACAAGGGAAAGAGUUAAUUAACUUCAGUAAGAGGAGAAAAGUGGCUGAAAUUACAGGAGAAAUUCAGCAGUAUCAAAACCAGCCUUACUGUUUACGGAUAGAGCCAGAAAUUCGGAAAUUCUUUGAAAAUCUCAAUCCCAUGGGGAAGAUACCAGAAAAAGAGUUUACAGAUUAUCUGUUCAACAAGUCAUUAGAAAUUGAACCUCGGAACUGCAAGCAACCACCUAGAUUUCCUAGAAAAACAACCUACCCCCUGAAAUCUCCCGGGAUAAGGCCCAACACCGGCAGACACGGCUCCACUUCUGGCACCUUGAGAAGUCAUCCGCUGCCACUCGAAAAGGAACCCAGCAAGAUAAGUUUCAGUAGAAUCACUGAGGCAGAGCAUGAAACAACAGCAUCAGCACCAACUUCUCCAAACACGCCGUCUACGCCGCCGGUGUCAGCUUCUUCAGAGUUCAGCGUGUUCUUAGACAUCGACCUCAACAGCUCCUAUGGUAACAACAGCAUCUUCGCUCCCGUCAGCUUGCCCCAGUCAAAGACUUUCUUCAGCUCGUGGGGUAGCUUUCCUAAACUAAGUGAUGAGCCUCAAAACCCUCCUCCACUUCCUCCAAGAAAAAAAAUGGAUCAGGAUGCUUCUAAUGCUAAGGGAAGUUCAAAGUUGGACGAUGAUCCUCCAGCAAUUCCACCUCGGCAGCCGCCACCUCCAAAGAUCCAGCCUCGUGCUCCUGCUUACACUAACCCCCUUGAGCAGCCACUGCACAGCCCUCCUCCUCCACCCCCCCGGGACCCUCUUCCUGAUACUCCACCACCGGUACCUCUCCGGCCACCCGAACACUUUAUCAACUGCCCUCUGAACCUCCAGCCACCGCCGGUCGGACGCUUGCACCGAGAUCCUGACCGGUUCAGGGAGGCAAGCACAGGUCCCAGCUCUCCUGGCACUCCUCCCAGCACUCCCUCACCCAGGGUUCUGCGUCGCUGCUGCGUGCUCAGCACCAGUCACAACAACCUGGUCAACCCACCUGCACCCCCAGUCCCACCCCGGCACAAUUCAAGCCCUCAGUUACCAAAACUGCCACCAAAGACUUACAAAAGGGAGCUCUCCCACCCUCCUUUGCACAGACUGUCUUUGCUAGAAAAUGCAGAAACUCCUCAAUGACCUUGGCCAUAGUAGUCUU
Molecule: messenger RNA, 4015 nt
Organism: Indicator indicator
Lineage: Eukaryota; Metazoa; Chordata; Aves; Piciformes; Indicatoridae
Gene: SOS2
Product: SOS Ras/Rho guanine nucleotide exchange factor 2
Exons: 23
Coding region: 1-3996 (1331 amino acids)
Biological process (GO): positive regulation of GTPase activity; Ras protein signal transduction
Cellular component (GO): plasma membrane
Molecular function (GO): guanyl-nucleotide exchange factor activity; protein heterodimerization activity
Source: RefSeq, a predicted model, not a curated record